GCUGCCAGCAUUGUGGUUCAAAAUUCACGAAGAAUUGAGAACUUUGGCGGAUUUGAGUGAAAUACUGUAGUUCUCAACAAAUAUUCAAAACGAAAGUUCAUCUGACAGAAAAGGUUGAGUAAGUAGUUGAGCAAGAGAGAAAGAGGGAUCUUUUAAGUAGAAAUUUUAUAUAGACUUUGGAUCUAAUCGUGCAAUCUUCAAAAACUGAUUUUACGGGACAAAAAUCGCAGAAGAAGAGAGAUAACUAAAUAAAAGCAUGCUCCGAAACACAGUCAAAAUUUCUCAGGAUUCCAAAAACACAAGACGACAGUAGGAGACUCAGCAACAAGAUGCAUCAAUUUAAGAAGAUGAUGAAAUUUUUAUUUAAAAAAAAGGAUCGAGCGAUCUCCUCGCCGCCAUCCCCAGGCGCCCCUUCGAACAAAUUAAAAAAGUUCCGAUCAAAAUCGAAGGCAUUGCCGUCUCCGUCGGUUGAACCUGAUCAGCGAGCAGUGAUCGACCUAAUUAACAAGCAGAAAUCUGGCGACUCUUCAAGCUCUGGCUCAGCAAAAAGUUUGUUCUCCAAGUACAUACCUCUGCCAGGUAUCGGGGAGAAGGAGAAAUCUUUAGUGGAGAAAAGAAGAAAACUCAUGCGGAGAGGAACUUACACCGUGUUGAACCCGGUUUUUGUGAAACGACCCCCUUCUCCUACGGAAAAAGAGCGUCAUUCAGUGGAAUGCCACGGCAAACGACCCAAGCCGAAUAUAAAGAACCAAAGAAUCAGCUUCAAAGAGAAAAUCAAGGAAUUGCGGAAAAAUGCGAAGAACAUCGAAGAGGCAUCGGGUGGAGCCUUCUGGGUCGAUAUGUAGUCGUAAGUA
Messenger RNA from Bemisia tabaci, 854 nucleotides. Lineage: Eukaryota; Metazoa; Arthropoda; Insecta; Hemiptera; Aleyrodidae. The record is from RefSeq and is a predicted model, not a curated record.